This is a messenger RNA of Thunnus maccoyii (southern bluefin tuna), 2682 nucleotides long. It is a transcript of the gene plp2b, whose product is annotated as proteolipid protein 2b. The transcript is spliced from 5 exons. Bases 377 to 841 code for a protein of 154 amino acids. NCBI's taxonomy places the organism in Eukaryota, Metazoa, Chordata, Actinopteri, Scombriformes, Scombridae. Gene Ontology annotation, cellular component: membrane. The record is from RefSeq and is a predicted model, not a curated record.
CGCCCCCCCCCCCCCCCCCGAGAAAAGUAAAAGCCAACGCCCCACUGUUAACUCCUCAGCCAUGUCCUCCCUACUCAAAGGGAAAGCAGUGUAUCUGCGACUGUAGAGCAACUUGUGAAUAAGUCCGCUCAGCGCAUUUCAACACGACUUUUCAUCGAGGAAGUUGAUUCACCAACGGGAAAGAGAGAGAGAGCGAGAGAGAGAAAACUUGCCUUAACGGGAGCAGCGGUCAACACUGGGACUGUUAUUUAAAAGAGAAUAUCUUUCCAGUGACGCUCAAGACAAGUUUGUUUAUUCAAACGCUGUUCGUCGCUUCCUGGUGAUAAGGUUUUUAAUAUAACAUACGCUCGGUUUUAGUACGUUGUUACGGUACAGAAUGGCUGAUACAAGUGCAUCCAGCUCCGGUGGAAACUGCCUGGAGAGGCUGAAAAGUUACGUGAAGACCCAGAAAGGGUUUAUCCUCGCAGCAGAAAUACUCGUCAGUUUUAUUGUCAUCAUCUGCUACGCUGCAUCUCUAUAUGGAGGUUACUCCGCUGUGGCCAUCUGUGAGAUGAUCUUCGCCAUGGUCUUCUUCGGCAUCUUCAUGAUGGACUUGGACAAGCAGUUUCAGCUGGUCAACUGGACCUGGAGUGAUCUUUUCCGUGCUGGUAUCGGUGCUCUCCUUUACCUCAUCACUUCUCUGGUCUGUGUGAUUGGAGGAGCUGGGGACAGCCCUCGUAUUGCAGGCGGGGUGUUUGGUUUGAUUGCUGGUCUGCUGUUUGCUUACGACACCUACACCAUCUUCUUGCAAAUCAAGAGCACCAGGCAGCACACAGCAGCCUCCACCGAUGACAGAGUUUAAACACUCCAGAUUACCUGUGCCUCCGUCAAGUAAGCAGCAGGAGAAGAAGAGGAAGUUUGUGCAGAAGUUAACAGAAGAGUGAAUCAGAGGGGAUGACGGACAGUAAAUUGAACAGGUCAUAGUUUAAUCAAUGCCACUGUAUGGUGUGAAGAGAUGAGAGAUUUCUUUUAUGGCCACGCCUGAGAAGAGGAUGACAUAGCCAAAGUGAGCGGUACUGUACAUCCGUGCCUGUAUUUCAGACAAAACAAUGUCUACUACAUGAAGAAUUCCCCUCAUAAACCUCAAUGUACCACUGAAGCUCAAUGUCUGAUCUGAUUGAAAAGGGAAAACUGUAAAUAAUAGGCAAUGUAAAACUUUGGUUGAUGUCAUCACACAGCUUGUCUAAUACACAUUUCUACUUUUAAUGAACUGCUGAACUGCUGUAGUAAGUAGUAACUGUGUCAUUUAGACUUUUAAAGUAACUGACUCAUGAAUGGGUGCUUUAUGAAUUGUUUAACAUCAUCAUUAUAAUUCUUGAGUUUGUUUUCUGCAUUUGCAGUGAGGUUUCUCAGCUGGUUAAACAAUUCAUUCUCUGUUUUGUUUUGUUUUUAAAACAUUGGUCUUUAUGUGUUACAGUGCCUUUAACGGACAAGUUCAUAAUUUUCUGCCCUAAAACAACAGUCAGGUGCCCAAAUGAACAUUGACACAUGUUCUGCUCGCUGUAAUCAUUCCUCCUGUUCAUACUGACCAUUAGAAGAUCCCUUCAUACUGUGCUUUCGAUGUAAGAGAUGGGGACAAAAUCCACAAGCCUCCUUCUGUGCAGAGGUGUAUUUGAAGCUAAUACGAAGCUUCAGCUGUCCAAAUUAGUAAAAUCAAGUUAAUAUCUUUCAACAUAACAGUCCUUUUAGUGCCAGAAUCCCUCUUUUACUAUUCUUUCACAACCGCUGAACAGGAAAACAGUCCAUUGAGAAACAAAGAGGAACAUUUUUACUAAGAAGACUGUAACUGUGGAAGAUAUCACCUUUAUUUGACUUAAACUCAGAUGGCUGGAGUCUCAUAUUAUCUUCAGAUAAACUUUUGAAUACAUUUUUCUUAAAAUGAAGACCGUGGGUUUUGUCCCCUGUCAUUUACAUUGUAAGUGCAUUUGAAGGGGAACUUCUAUUGGUGGUUAUGAAGAGGAAGAUGAUUACAGUGAACAAAACCUGUCAAUGUUCAUUUGGGUACCUGACAAUUGUUUUAAGACAUACUUGAAAAAUUGUGAGCCUAUCCUUUAAUUCUCAUUCAAAUUAACUAAGCUUUUUUACCUAAACAUUUUGAAGUGAUCUACCGGCAUUGAUCAACAAUGUUUCAGAGGUUUUUCCACUAAUCAGAGUUUAAUCUGCAUAAUUAGCAGCAUUAACCGCUGACAUCCAGUAACCAUCAACCACGUGUUCAUUCUUGCAUUUCUAAAAUGAUUUGCAUCCCAGUGUCAUCCUCUGGUUUUACAUAUCUAUUCUGAUUGUUGCUCAGGUCUUUUUUUUUGUUUUGUUUUUCUCACACUUUCAACACAUUCAUAAGGCACAGAAUAUUCUACUGUUGACAUUUUAUUUAGUCCAGUAGUACAGUCCUGUUUAACAUUAGAGCAUAUGCUCUUUAUUGAUGAGGCAGAUGAAUUAAAACCAAUAUGUAGAAAAGUCACAUUGUUGGAAUUUUAUGAUAUGACUAUCAAGAUAUCUUGAUAAGUUCUGCAGUUGUUUCUCAACUCCAUGGUCGUUAUGUGUCCAAGUAAAACUUUGCCUCAUUGUUAUUAUUUUGUUUUUUUUCUAACGUGCUUUACAAAAGUGCAGUCGUGAUUUGGGAAAUAAAAGCCAUGUUACUACAAA